Molecule: messenger RNA, 2510 nt
Organism: Morus notabilis
Lineage: Eukaryota; Viridiplantae; Streptophyta; Magnoliopsida; Rosales; Moraceae
Product: serine/threonine-protein kinase D6PK
Exons: 3
Coding region: 493-2286 (597 amino acids)
Biological process (GO): protein phosphorylation
Cellular component (GO): nucleus; plasma membrane; cytoplasm
Molecular function (GO): protein serine/threonine kinase activity; ATP binding
Source: RefSeq, a predicted model, not a curated record
UUUUUCUCUCGCUCCACACAUUUUUGAGGGAGGAGCUCUUACACAUUAUUGUUCUUUCUUUCUUUUAUCUCUCUCAACAGUAGUGAGUGCUCUUCUUCUCCUUUCUCCUUUCUCCUUUUCAUUUUCAUUUUCAUUUUCAUUUUUAUUUUUGCCUUCACUGGCUAAAAAAGCAAACUUCUGAUCUUUGUGACUUCUCUCUCAGGUACCCUUUGUGGUCUCAAAACUUUUUUUUUUCUUUCUGGUCCUCUGAUUUUGCUUGGUGGGUUUUUAGCUUCUUCCUCUAUCUUGUUUUUUAGCAUCUGGGUCUUUGUGGGGGGAAGCUUUUGGGAUCCAAAGAGAGAUCAGUGAAUCACUUUGGCUUUUUUGAUGGGCUUGAAGAUGAAAAUAACUGAGAUUGUUAAUGGUGGGAUUCAACUGGUGAAAGUGGGGGGUGAUGAAUAAUGGGUUUGUUCAGUUUGAUAAUCUGUUCAUCAACAAAUCGGAUUCAUUUCGAUGGCCUCGAAAUCUAGUACCGGAAUUUCCCCGGAAAAACAUAGGAAGUUAGUUGCUAGUCAAACAACAGAAGGAAACUCCCGUAGACCUCCCCCUCUACAGGUUUCAAAGACUAGCAAAUCGGCCCCGGUUACACCUAGAGAAGUAGUAGCUCCUAAGGGUGUUCAGGUUCAACAAGUUGCUCCAAAGACCUCAGAGGAUAAAAGAGAUUCUCCUAGUUCCUUAGAGGAUAAGUUAAAUUCGAGUUUGUCGCUGGGCGAUUCAAAACGAUUGCCAUCUGAUGUGGCUGCUGUGAAUCCGCCGGAGGGUUGUGGAGACCAAGAGAAGAAGGGAUUAGAUGUUGGAGUUAGCCCGGGUUCGGCAAAAGUCAGUGAUGGGGCUGGCAGCCUUGCCAAGACUAGUGGAAGCGCGAAAGUUAGCGAGCGGGUUGAUUUCGUUGAGAGCGGGAAGAGUAGUAUUUGUAGAGGGAGCACAAGCAGUGAUUUGAGUGAUGAGAGCACUUGUAGCAGCUUAAGCAGCAGCGUCAACAAGCCGCACAAGGCGAACGACAUAAGGUGGGAGGCCAUACAGGUCGUGAGAUCGAAGGAAGGCGGUUUGAACUUUGGCCAUUUCAGGCUUCUGAAGAAGUUGGGGUGUGGAGAUAUUGGGAGUGUCUAUCUCUCUGAGUUGAGGGGAACGAAAUGUUACUUCGCGAUGAAGGUUAUGGAUAAGGGGUCUUUAGCCAGCCGAAAAAAGCUGCUUCGGGCUCAAACGGAGAGAGAAAUUCUACAAUCCUUAGACCACCCUUUCCUUCCUACUUUGUAUACGCAUUUUGAGACGGAAAAGUAUUCAUGCUUGGUGAUGGAGUUCUGUCCCGGGGGUGACUUGCACACGCUUCGGCAGAGGCAACCGGGGAAGCACUUUACUGAGCAGGCUGUUAAGUUCUAUGUUGCCGAGGUUCUCCUUGCUCUCGAAUACCUCCACAUGCUUGGGAUUGUCUACCGAGACCUCAAGCCAGAAAAUGUCCUCGUGAGGGACGAUGGGCACAUAAUGCUCUCCGACUUUGACCUCUCCCUCCGCUGUGCCGUCAGUCCAACACUAGUCAAGUCUGCAGCUCCUGAAUCUGAGCCCCUGCGAAGGAAUCCGGUCUAUUGUGUGCAGCCAGCCUGCAUUGAGCCGUCUUGUAUACAACCAUCUUGCGUGGUGCCCACAACUUGCUUUGGUCCACGUUUCUUUUCGAGUAAAUCCAAGAAGGAUAGGAAGCCAAAGAAUGAAGUGGGCAACCAAGUUACCCCGUUGCCCGAGCUCAUUGCUGAGCCAACUAAUGCUCGCUCGAUGUCAUUUGUUGGGACCCAUGAGUACUUGGCACCUGAAAUCAUCAAAGGCGAAGGGCAUGGCAGCGCUGUUGAUUGGUGGACUUUCGGUAUUUUUUUGUACGAACUAUUGUUCGGUAAGACCCCUUUCAAGGGAUCAGGGAACCGGGCAACCUUGUUCAACGUCGUGGGACAGCCAUUGAGGUUCCCAGAGGCACCAGUAGUUAGCUUUUCAGCAAGGGAUUUGAUUAGAGGGUUGCUUGUGAAGGAACCACAGCAUAGGUUGGCGUUCAAGCGCGGGGCAACGGAGAUCAAACAACAUCCGUUCUUUGAAGGCAUAAAUUGGGCAUUGAUCCGAUGUGCAAGCCCGCCUGAGGUUCCAAAACCCGUAGAAUACGAGAGAAUCUCAACCCCGAUGGUGUCAAUGAGUGAAAAAGCCACCGCUGCUGGUUCUGUCGCUCACUCGGAUCAAAACAAUUUUCUGGAAUUCGAUUUCUUUUAAGUGGUCACCAAGCUAAUAUUGCUAUUGUUUCUUUUUUGCUUGAGAAAGGUGCACAAAAGCUUCUGAAAUGUUGAUCAUGUGGGAAAAAAAAAUUAGUUUUUUUUUCUUUUUUUUUUUUUUCCUUUUUUUUUCUUUUAAUGCUUAUAGUGAUCAUAUGUUUGAUGUUGUGAUACAUUUUCAUACUUUGUAAUGCAGAAGCUGAAAAUGUUUAGUGCUUUCCCCAA